AAUGGCUGAUUUCUUAAGAGAUUUUAUGAUUGGUGGUGUUUCUGCUGCUGUUUCAAAGACAGCUGUUGCUCCAAUUGAAAGAGUCAAAUUGUUACUCUAAACCUAAGAUGCCAAUAAAAAAAUCUAAGAAGGAGGUGCCAAGAAAUACAAUGGUAUUGUUGAUUGCUUCAUCAGAGUCCCAAAAGAAGAAGUAUAUUAUAUAAUAAAUAUAUAAAGGGUUUAUCUGCCUUAUGGAGAGGAAAUUUGGCUAAUGUUAUCAGAUAUUUCCCAACAUAAGCAUUGAACUUUGCAUUCAAGGAUGCUUACAAGAAGCUUCUCUGUCCAUUUGGUAUUUAUUAUUUGAAUAUUAUUAAGACCCAAAGAAAGAGAAAUUCCUUUUCUUUUUAGGAAAUAUGGCAUCAGGUGGUGCAGCUGGUGCAACAUCUUUGAUGGUUGUUUAUCCACUUGAUUUUGCAAGAACAAGAUUAGCCGCAGAUAUUGGUAAGAAGGCUGAUAGACAAUUUAAUGGUUUGACAGAUUGUUUGAGUAAAGUUUAUAAAUCAGAUGGUUUCAUUGGAUUAUAUAGAGGAUUUGGAGUGUCAGUUUUAGGAAUAGUAGUAUAUAGAGGAGUCUAUUUUNUGUGUAUUCUACUUAAUUUCAUCAUAUUAUUAUAUAUAUCCUUUCAUUCAAAAGAUAUUUUUAUGAUAUAAAUGUUAAUUUUUACAAACUUAUUAAUAAAGAAAUUCUUCUUUUGA
Paramecium pentaurelia is the source of this 734-nucleotide messenger RNA. NCBI's taxonomy places the organism in Eukaryota, Ciliophora, Oligohymenophorea, Peniculida, Parameciidae. The record is from the annotation of a GenBank genome assembly.